Molecule: messenger RNA, 2195 nt
Organism: Chinchilla lanigera (long-tailed chinchilla)
Lineage: Eukaryota; Metazoa; Chordata; Mammalia; Rodentia; Chinchillidae
Exons: 2
Coding region: 753-1526 (257 amino acids)
Source: RefSeq, a predicted model, not a curated record
CCUUUUUUUUUUUUUUCCCAGUACUGAGUAUUGAACUCAUAGCCUUUACAUUGCGUGAUAUCCCCUGCCCUUUGAAAAAAUAUUUUAAAAUUCUAAGACAGCAUCUCACUAAAUCUCUAGAUUGCCCAGGCUGCCUUGAACUUCUGGUCCUCCUGCCUCAAUCUCCCAGAGUCAGGGAUCCCAGGCAUGUGGCAUGGUGCCCCUGGCUGAUGCUAACAUGGCCUAAUAAGGCAUCUGAGUUUCCUAUAGCCAACACCUUCCCAGAGAUGCUGACCUGAUGCUAAGCUGCUGCUUCUGGGGCCACAUUUUGACCCUCGAAGCUGGACCACAGCGUCAGGCCAGCCGCAUCAGCAACACCUGGGAUUUGUUAGGGGUGCAGACUUGGGCCCCACCCCAGCCUGCUGCCUGGGAAUCUGCAUUGCACCGGAUGGUGGAUGGCGGUGACUGCUGCUAUGUGGCCACGGGUCAGGUGUUACCUGAGGCUUUUCCUGUCCUGGUCCCAGGUCACUCCAGCUAAUAGCCCGGGAGAGUGGCCAGGAGAGGGCUUCUGGGCUUUGGACCUCCGCCUGGAAUUUCCCUUUAUCCUACUGUGCUCUGACUCUGGAUCCAGAGCUGGAUUAGGAGGAGGACCUCACUGUGUGUUUCUGGCUAACCUUACAGCACCUCCCGUCGCCCUGGCAGUGCAGGAUGGGAACUGACCAGAAUAGCCGCAGCGGCCCCUCCCUGACUUCCUGGGAGUCUUGCUGGCACCCAUGAGGCAGCCUGUGUCCUGCUGUCCCUGUGGGUUCCCACCCCCAGCACCAGCUCCUGCGGUAGAUGAGAGGUGGGAGCCAGGCCAGCUCCAGGAAGUUCUCCGAGAGGCUGUGAUUUGUGGGCCGGAUGGGAGAGUGUUCAGUGAACCACCCCAGCAGUGCUCCUCUGCCGCCUGGGCGCCUGCCAAGUGCUGGGGACACAGAGUCGGGCAGAGAAAGCACACAGUGAUCAAACAGAGAUCAAACAGGACCCAAACUACACGUGAUCACGAGGAAGUGCUGCCUUUGAGAGCCCAGCACAGAUGUACAAAGGGGUUUGGACCUUAUCUGAGGGUGACACCAAGGGACCCAGGUCACCACUGGGCAGAGCAGGUUCGGAUCACUCUGGAACUGACUUGGCGAAGAAGGUGGAUGACUUGGAGAGCUGAGCUAGUUUCCUUCCUCUGCUACUGGGUGGCGUCCCAUCGGCUAAGUCAGUUCCCCCUGCCCUGCUGUGAUGUGGAGAACAGCCCGGCUAAGAGCACACCUGCAUCUCUCUCUGGGGCUUGUCUUCCAGGACACAAGGUCUCCAGGACCCAGGUGACGCCGCCGUGGGGUUGCACCUGGGGUCUGUGCAAGGUAGACACGCAGCUGUCACACAGGCUUGUGGCCACCGGGGUGUGUGUGGCAGGCUGUGUUCUGCAGACGAGAGCCCCCGUGGUAUCAGCCUCCCAGUGUGUUUGUAAAGAAAUCGCUGACUUUAAGAACUUUAUUUUGAACAAAUUCUAUUCAUAGGAAGUUAAAAAAAAAGGAAGAAAAACCCCAAACCAUUCAGAAGGUGCUAUGAACCCUUAUUGUGUGCCUGCAGUAGUACCGUGUUUUAUACCACACAGAUUGAGCAUCCGUAACGUGAAAACCUAAAAUCCAAAGUGCUCCAAAACCUGGAACUCCUUGUGUGGAUGACACUACAGAUGGGAACCCACGCCCGACCCCAUGUGAUGGUCACAGUCCAAACACAAGUGCACUGAAAUUAUAGUAUGAGAUGACCUCCAGGCUAUGGGUGCAAGGUGUCUGUAUGACAGAAAUGAAGAUCAUAUUUAGACUUGCAACCUAACCUUCAAGAAAUCUCAGCAUGUGUGUGAGAAUCUUCAAAAGUCUUGAAAAAAAAUCUGAAAUUUGAAACAUUGAUUCCCAAGCAUUCCAGACAAGGGAUACCCUACCUGUAGAACAACAUAGAAAUCAGGAACUUGACAUUGGUAUGAUCCACAGAGUUUACUCUGACUUCACUAGUUAUAUGUGUGUGUGUGUGUUUGUGUUACUUCAUCACGUGUGUAGACCUUUGUGACAUCAAAGCCUUAUAUCCACCCACCCCACAACCUGGAAAACACUAAUCUAUAAUUCUGUCUCUUCAAGAAUGUUCUAAAGAAGGAAAGCAUGGAAACAAAGCUUUGUAAAUGGGGAGAG